Molecule: messenger RNA, 1556 nt
Organism: Melopsittacus undulatus (budgerigar)
Lineage: Eukaryota; Metazoa; Chordata; Aves; Psittaciformes; Psittaculidae
Gene: LHFPL2
Product: LHFPL tetraspan subfamily member 2
Exons: 6
Coding region: 714-1400 (228 amino acids)
Cellular component (GO): membrane
Source: RefSeq, a predicted model, not a curated record
CUUCCUCCGGCUGGGGGCGGCUGGGUCGGCGCUCGCCGGGAUCCUGUUCCUCCUCCCUCGGUGCAUGGUCGUGGCGGGAGCGGGGGAGGGUGAGCCCGGCGGGGCGCGGGCCGGAGGCUGCGGCGGGAGCAAAGCCCCAGCGCGGAGGAGCCGCCGCUGCCAGGCCGAGAACACACACCUGGUAGAACCUGAACAUCAUUCUGCACAGGCAAGUCUGAGAAAUUCAGAGUUUAUAAGAAAAUUUCAAAGGUAACUCGGGGACCAAACACGUCGUAGUCAUACAUUCUUCUGGUGUUUCCUGAAGAGGUAUUGCCAAGCAUCUGAAUUAGUUGACCAAGACCUAAGGACUUGGAACAGUGGUGUGUGAUGUCAGACAGUGGGCAGUCCUUUCAGCCUCCACCACCAGCCUGCAACAUCAUGUGCCAGUAUGAAUAUUAAGAAAGAAGAGUGUACUUCAGAGCUCAGCAUCCCAGAAAGAAAAAAAGAGGAACAGAGAGAACAAAUAACUGCACUGCUUGCAAAACUUGGGGCUGUUUACUUUUUCUUCUGAGAAGCAUCAUCUUGGCAUCUCUGAGACAGCUGAAAAAGCAGGGAGAACAGCUACUGGGAUUUUCUUAGGGUCCUUUUUUUCUUUUUUAACUUAAAUUUUUCCUCCCCUUUUACCUGGAUUUUAAGACUGUCAGCUGCACUGAUCACAGGCACUGGACAUCAAUAUGUGUCAUGUCAUUGUAACGUGUCGGUCAAUGCUGUGGACUCUCCUGAGUAUUGUGGUGGCUUCUGCAGAGCUCAUAGCUUUCAUGAGCGCAGACUGGCUGAUUGGCAAAGCAAAGCCUUCAAGCUCUGAGGAUGCAGACAACGGAACAGGGGGGUCACAGGAACCUUACCGUCCGACUCUGGGCAUCUACGGGCGCUGCACCAGAAUCUCCCACAUGCAGUUUUCUAGACGAGACACACUUUGUGGUCCUUACGCCGAAAACUUCAAUGAGAUUGCCAGUGGGUUCUGGCAGGCAACUGCUAUUUUCCUAGCCAUGGGAAUUAUGAUUCUCUGUGCUGUGGCAUUUGUGUCUGUCUUUACUAUGUGUGUGCAGAGUAUUAUGAAGAAAAGCAUUUUUAAUGUCUGUGGGCUGCUACAAGGGAUUGCAGGCCUCUUCCUUAUUUUAGGCUUGAUAAUUUACCCUGCAGGUUGGGGAUGCCAGAAAGCAAUAAGCUAUUGUGGACCUUAUGCUUCUGCUUACAAACUAGGAGACUGCUCCGUGGGCUGGGCUUUCUACACAGCUAUUGGUGGCACUAUUCUGACGUUCAUCUGUGCAGUCUUCUCGGCGCAAGCUGAAAUAGCCACGUCCAGUGACAAAGUGCAAGAAGAAAUAGAAGAAGGAAAAAACCUUAUCUGCCUCCUUUAACUCCAGUGGGGAAAAGAUACCAGUGCCUCGAUCUUAAUCUGCUUUCUAUUGACUGGUCAAGCAGAUCCACUUACUUAUUUCUACCAUUUGUGUGACUGAGCCCCAUGCAUCCCAGCCCCGAACUACUGAAACGGUCUUUCUCCCUUGCUCGGCAAU